CUAUGGGAAAGAGUUCAUCGCCAAAGUCGAAGAGACCUCGUUUGCUAUCACCCACGCCGUCUUUGACACUACGACUCCAUGACUGUAUCCCACAGCAAACAUUCGACCUCAUAAGAAAAGCCCAUUCGUCUACCUUUGAGACUUCGUUCACAUACAUCACCUGCCCGCAGUCUCGCAAAUCUCAAGGAAUCCGACUACGAUGCCCGAAACCAACGCAGCAGGCUAGCCCAAAGGCCAGAAGAAGGUCGUAAAGCCUAGACGUCCUCUCACACCGAAGCCUGGCAUCAAGCGCAAGCCCGCUGCUCCUGCUGUCGAAACGACGAUGAACCUGCGGACAAGGGCGCUGGCGGAGGUGGCAAAAAGACUAACGACAAGGGCAACGGCAAGGCAGGUGCCAGCAAGGGGGGCCAAACAGGCUGCGCCUCGUUCGACAAAGAAGGGGGCUGACAAAGUUCCUCGCAAAAGCACAAAGCGGAAUGCACGACCCAAGAGCAGAGCCGAGAUAUUUCCAACAAGUUCAACAUCCGCAGAAUCCUUGCGCAGCGCGACGUCGAGGACGAGAGGUUCUACUUCGUCGAUUGGUAGCCAACUUGGGCCGAAAAGAGAGCAAGGGACUGGAAUGAAAACAAGACGCCACACACAACUCAGUAGGGCCAUGCAUGAUACAGUCUACAAGAUGUACCGGAAAUACAUUAGUCCCGAUCCCAAGACAACCGGCCGAAAUGUUGUGGGACUGGCGGAUGAGCUAUUGUAAAAUGGCGAGUGAGACAUGAAGAAAGAGAGCCCCGAGCUGCCCGAGCCGCUAGGGCAGGAAGUGU
Molecule: messenger RNA, 818 nt
Organism: Macroventuria anomochaeta
Lineage: Eukaryota; Fungi; Ascomycota; Dothideomycetes; Pleosporales; Didymellaceae
Exons: 3
Coding region: 323-754 (143 amino acids)
Source: RefSeq, a predicted model, not a curated record